This is a messenger RNA of Delphinapterus leucas (beluga whale), 2921 nucleotides long. Lineage: Eukaryota; Metazoa; Chordata; Mammalia; Artiodactyla; Monodontidae. The record is from RefSeq and is a predicted model, not a curated record.
CAGUAGGUUCUUAUUAGUUAUCUAGGGUUUGUGUGUUUGUAAUUUUGAUGGAAGGUGGCAAAUUGCUCUCUGUAAAGGUUGUGCCAUUUUCCAUCUCUCUCCCCCAGCCAUAUGUGAGAGAGUCUGGGUGGGAAGUUUGAAGGGCAGUAAUCUGAGACUCCUGGAGGUCGAAAGUAGUCACCGAUCAGGCAUAUGGUGCCCCCAUGUUAGAUACUUUACUUUUGAAGGAACCCAAAAGAAGAUGCCCUCAGUAAAUAGUUUUCACAGUGUGGGGAGGCGGUGUAGCAAGGUGGCUAGGGACACAGGCUUUGUUGUAAUAGAGACCUUUAUUUGAAUCCCGACUCUGCUGCUUACUGGCUGUGGGAGCUUAGGUAAGUCCCUCAGCCUUUCUGUCUAUUUCCUCCUCUCUGAAUGGGGAUAAUAAUAGUGUCUGUUGCCUAUGUUACUCAGGUUGCUGUGAAGGUUUAAAGAGCUGAUACACUUAAAGCCCUUGGAACUGUUCCUGGCACAAGGUGCCACUUUGUUAUCUUGUCAGGGCUUCUCAUUUCAUCUCUACCACCCCUUUGUUUUGAAAACAGGCUACCUGGAUUUGCGUCUCAUCUCUGGCACUUCGUUGUGUGAUAUUUGGCAAGUUGCCUCAGUUUUUUUCACCUGUAAAAUAUUAUUAAGGGGACAGUAUUAUUAAGAGUACCUGCUUGGGUUUUUGUGAGGAUUAAAUGUAUUAAUACACUUGCAAGUGCUUAGAGCAGUGCCCUGUAUAUAGUGUUCAAUAAAUGUUGGUGAUGUCUGUCAUUCUCUUGCAGUCUUUGGGCUGUUUUAGUGCCAUGCAUCCUUUACAGUGUGUCCUCCAAGCACAGAGAUGUCUGAGGUGGGGGCCCUUGACCUCUGUGUCCUGGCUGCUGCUUAGGACCUGCAGGGCACACAGUGGUGUCCGCAGCUCUGCAGGUCCCAGUCCAGAGAGGCGGCAGGAGGAUGGAGUUUGGAAGGAUUUCAGCUCCAGGCUGGCCACUGGACCGAUUUCAGCAUUUUUUAAGAAGUGCUUCAGUUCCUCAAGAGAAACCAUCUACUCCAGAUGUGGAGGACCCACCCCCAUAUCUCACAGUGGAUGAUCUUUUAGGAAGGCAGAGAAGAGUCUAUCUUGAGACCUAUGGCUGCCAGAUGAAUGUGAAUGACACAGAGAUAGCCUGGUCCAUCUUACAGAAGAGUGGCUACCUCCGGACCAGUAACCUUCAGGAGGCUGAUGUGGUCCUCCUUGUCACAUGUUCUAUCAGGGAGAAGGCUGAACAGACCAUCUGGAAUCGUUUACAUCAGCUCAAAUCCUUGAAGUCAAAACGGCUCCGCUCCCGAGUGCCUCUGAGGAUUGGGAUUCUAGGCUGCAUGGCUGAGAGAUUGAAGGAGGAGAUCCUCAACAGAGAGAAAACGGUGGAUAUUUUGGCUGGUCCAGAUGCCUACAGGGACCUUCCUCGGCUGCUUGCUGUUGCCGAGUCAGGCCAGCAAGCUGCCAAUGUUCUGCUCUCUAUGGAUGAGACCUAUGCUGAUGUCUUGCCAGUCCAGAUGAGCCCCAGUGCCACUUCUGCUUUUGUGUCUAUCAUGCGAGGCUGUGACAACAUGUGCAGCUACUGCAUUGUUCCUUUCACACGUGGCCGGGAGAGGAGUCGGCCUGUUGCCUCCAUUCUAGAGGAAGUGAGGAAGCUUUCUGAGCAGGGGCUGAAAGAAGUGACACUCCUUGGUCAGAAUGUUAAUAGUUUUCGGGACAAUUCAGAGGUCCAGUUCAACAAUGCAGUGUCCACCAACCUUAGCCGUGGCUUUUCUACCAACUAUAAAGCCAAGCAAGGGGGCCUUCGUUUUGCUUACCUUCUGGAUCAGGUCUCCAGAAUAGAUCCUGAAAUGAGGAUUCGUUUCACCUCUCCCCACCCCAAGGACUUUCCUGAUGAGGUUCUGCAACUGAUUCACGAGAGGGACAAUAUCUGUAAACAGAUCCACCUACCAGCCCAGAGUGGAAGCAGCCGUGUAUUGGAGGCCAUGCGGAGGGGAUAUUCAAGAGAAGCUUAUGUGGAAUUAAUUCAUCAUAUCAGAGAGUCUAUCCCAGGUGUGAGCCUCAGCAGCGAUUUCAUUGCUGGCUUUUGUGGUGAGACAGAGGAAGAUCACCUCCAGACAGUGUCUUUGCUUCAGGAAGUUCAGUACAACAUGGGCUUCCUCUUUGCCUAUAGCAUGAGACAGAAGACACGGGCAUAUCACAGGCUGAAGGAUGAUAUCCCAGAAGAGGUAAAAUUAAGGCGUUUGGAGGAACUUAUCACUGUCUUCCGAGAAGAAGCAACAAAAGCCAACAAGACCUUUGUGGGUUGUACCCAGCUGGUGCUGGUGGAGGGGCUCAGUAAACGCUCUGCCACUGACCUGUAUGGCCGGAAUGAUGGAAACCUUAAGGUGAUCUUUCCUGAUGUAGCGAUGGAGGAUGUCACUAACCCUGAGCUUAGGGUCCAAGCCCAGCCUGGGGACUAUGUGCUGGUGAAGAUCACCUCAGCCAGCUCUCAGACACUUAAAGGACAUGUUCUCUGCAGGACCACUCUGAAGGACUCUGCAGCAUAUUGCUGACCUGAGUGGUUGGCCUCUCAUUCCUUCCCAGCAGGAAGAGAGAGAUGACUGGUCACUAAUGAAAGAGACGCUUUGGAGACAAGCUAUAGUUCUGCACUUGAUGAUUUUGGGAGACUCUGGUAAGGAAACAUUGUACGUUGCUGAAAUAGAGCCUGACACAGAGAGGACUUAAGGACUGUGGGGGAGUGGCAGGGUUUGUGGAGAUGGAGAGAGGAGCCCCUUAGAGAGGAGGAAGCACUGCUCUGUCCAGCUGAUUAGCCCUGAAGCAGACGGCUCGGUCCCCCAGACCUCUGAUUUUCCAAGAGAAGCCACACAUCUUCAUUUUUCAG